Uloborus diversus is the source of this 1197-nucleotide messenger RNA. RefSeq names its product KRR1 small subunit processome component homolog (gene dbe). Gene Ontology annotation, cellular component: nucleolus; small-subunit processome. Gene Ontology annotation, molecular function: RNA binding. The transcript is spliced from 9 exons. Lineage: Eukaryota; Metazoa; Arthropoda; Arachnida; Araneae; Uloboridae. Bases 232 to 1116 code for a protein of 294 amino acids. The record is from RefSeq and is a predicted model, not a curated record.
ACAAUGAAAGGAGUAAAAGAGCAAUCAAGAGGAAAUUUUGGGGAUUCUGGUUUGACCAAGAAUGGUAGUCUCGGAUGAUACCAUAAAAUGUCAAAAAAAGAAAUAUGCUGAAUAAGAAGUUGGCGGGCCGCCAGUUGGACGGCCCUGUUAUUGACCAAACUUGUUGCUUGUGUAGGCAUAUGUAUUUAAAAAGUAUAUACAUAACAAAAAGUUGUUGAAAAUGCUUGGUCAAUGCCAAUUGAACCAUUCAAGAAGGAAGAUAUGCCCUAUUCUUUAUUAUGUGAAAGCUCUUUUGCAACACUCUUUCCAAGAUAUCGGGAAAAAUACAUCAGAGAAUGCUGGCCAUUAGUCAAGAAUGCACUUUCUGAAUAUGGAAUAAAAGCGGAUCUUGAUGUGAUUGAAGGAAGUAUGACCGUGUCCACUACUCGUAAAACAUGGGAUCCUUAUAUAAUUCUUAAAAGUAGAGAUGUUAUCAAGCUAAUAGCCAGAGGUGUGCCUUAUGAACAGGCCAUACGUGUGUUAGAUGAUAAUAUUGGCUGCGACAUAAUUAAAAUUGGCAAUCUAGUAAGGAAAAGGGACAGGUUUGUGAAGCGUAGGCAACGAUUGGUUGGCCCUAAAGGAGCAACUCUUAAGGCAAUAGAGCUUCUUACAAACUGUUAUGUACUAGUGCAAGGAAAUACUGUUUCUGCUUUAGGCCCUUACAAAGGUUUACAACAUGUUCGGAACAUUGUUGAAGAUACAAUGAAAAAUAUUCACCCCAUCUAUAAUAUUAAGGCACUCAUGAUAAAAAGAGAGCUUGCAAAAGAUCCAAAAUUGAAAAAUGAAAAUUGGGACAGAUUCUUGCCCAAAUAUGUCAAUAAAAAUGUCCAAAGGAAACAACCAAAGAAGAAGAGGCCAAAGAAAGAAUAUACGCCAUUCCCACCACCUCAGCCUGAGAGCAAAAUGGAUAAACUUCUUGCUUCUGGAGAAUAUUUCUUGAAAGAAGAAGAUCGCAAGAAGAAGAAGCUUACUGAGAAGAUGGAGAAGAAAGCAGAAGCAGAAAAGAGGAGACAAGAAAAGAGAAACAAAUCGUUCAUACCACCUGAAGAAAAGCCGUACAGGAAAAAACAGACAUGACUUACAUCAAACAAUGCAUCUAUUUGUACAUAUUUACUUGUAUAAUGAUUUCCAGUCUUCAUUAAAAGUAUUGUUAUUUUA